This is a messenger RNA of Grus americana (Whooping crane), 1988 nucleotides long. RefSeq names its product GRAM domain-containing protein 2B-like. The coding region runs from base 1 to 1653 and encodes 550 amino acids. The transcript has 14 exons. The record is from RefSeq and is a predicted model, not a curated record. NCBI's taxonomy places the organism in Eukaryota, Metazoa, Chordata, Aves, Gruiformes, Gruidae.
AUGGCCGCCCUCAACAACGAUGGCGCCUGCGCCCGCAAACAAAAUGGUCGCCGCGCAGCAGCGCUGGAGCCUAGUGAUUGGUUCCUGUGCGAGUGUCCCACCUCCCGGGGCAGGGCAGCCAAUGGGGGGGCUCUCCCGGCCUUAGCGGGGCCGGAGCCGCGGAGCCCAGCCCGGGCCCGCUCGGUGCCGCCGAGGCGCUGCGGCAGGGAGGGCCGCGCCAGGCCCCAUCCGCGGGGCCGGGCCGUUGGGCGCAGCCUGGGUUGCCCGCUGAUCCCGGCACCGGAGGCUCCGGCCGGGCCCUCCCCGCCCCCCGCUGAAGUGAACCCGGGAGCCUGGGGGUCCUGCACCAUGCUGCUCCAGAGGGCCGUGGCCAGGGAACCCCCCCCCGGGGUGGGCAGCCCCCGGGGGCCUGGGCUCGGCGGCACGGGCUCCCACCCGGCCAGCCCCGGGCUGGUAUUUGCCCCGACGCCUCCCUGCAAACCUGCUGCGGCCGGUCCCAGCCCCGCCUGCCCGCCCUUCCUCGCCAGCGGGAGGAGGAGGAGGCGGCAGCUGCGGGCCCGGGACGGCUCUGGAAGGAGCGGGAGCGGGGCCACGGCGUGGGCCGGACGGGACGUGGGGGGCUCAGCUGUGUCCGCCACCAGCUGCCUGUCGGACUCAUCCCUCAUGGCAGGGAAGCUGAGGAGGAGUGGAAGGGGGGUGAUGGAGGAGAAGCGGUGGCAGAGCCUGGAGGAGAGGAGCAGCGCGGGCACCCACCUGGGACACCCCGUACUCGCCAGAUCCAAAACCUGCGACCCCUCCUUCUGCAAGGAGACAGAGCAGACUGCAACACCCGCGGGCAGGCAGGAGCACCCGUCCCUGCCGCUAAGCAAGCGCGCCGCCAGCUACUGCAAAGCCUUUGGGGAACUUGCUGAGCGGGAAGCGCUGCUGGCCUGCUUCUCCUGCGCCUGGCAGAGAGAGGUGCCCUACCACGGCCGCCUCUACAUCUCCUCCCGCUAUGUCUGCUUCCACUCCAGCCUCCUGCUCAAGGACAUCAAGGCGGUGGUCCCCAUCGCCUCCAUCUCAGCCAUCAAGAAGACCAACACAGCGCUCCUGGUGCCCAACGCGCUCAGCAUCCGCACGGCUGAGGGGGAGAAGUUUCUCUUUGUGUCGCUGCACCAGCGGGAGGCCACGUACCAGCUCCUGAAGUCAGUCUGCAAACACUUGCAGGAUAACAGCCGGAGCUCUCUGGCCUCUCCGAGCACCAAGGAAAUCCUUAGCAAGUCUCUGACCUCAAGCCAGUUAGACCCGGAACAGAGCACCCUGGAGCAUGACAGCCUCCAGGAGUCGCUGGAUGGGCCAAGCCCAAUGCCAAGGCAAGCAGAGGAGGAGGAGGAGGGCGAAGAGGCAGCGGCACUGGCUCUGAGCAGCGGCGAGCGAGCGCCCUUGGCAAAGCUGCACAGCUUCAGCGGGGGACCCCACAUCGCAUUAUGGGCCCGCACCACCGUGUGGCUGAGCCCCCUCAACACCGUCAUCCUCAUUUACCUGCUGCUGAUGGUGGCCCUGCUGCUGUCCUCGGGGUACAUUGGUCUGCGCAUCAUGGAGCUGGAGCAGCAGCUGGCGUCCGUGGGGGCUUUGCCAGGCCUCAACCUGUCGCACCAGUACAAGAUGACAUGAGGCCAGCACAGACCCAGCCAGCACCGGGCACCAGCCUCGGCCCCAGCCGGGGGGUCAGGCUCAGGGACUGCUCCCAGCCCUUCCUCCGCCUCUCGGGGAACAGCCGGGAGCUCCAUCACCAAGUGCCUUCCAGCUCCCCCAAUAUGCCUGGGGAGCCCACGCAGGCCGUGGGGCUCCCUCCAUGUCUCCCCCACCCCGUCCCUGAGCAGCAGCAGGAGGAACCUGGGCAGCUCCGAGGCCAAGGAGAAGGGCACAGGGGGCAGCUGGGGUCAGGCCCCCACCACCCACCUCUCCCUGCCAAGGCAGAGGGGGGGUCCUGUAUCACACAAGGCAGG